AUGUUUCGUUGUAGAAUCUGUACCGAACCACCAUUUAGCCAUUUUUUUAAUUUGAGAAUAUUUAAUGGAUAUUUCUCUGACGAGGGGACUAAAAAAACGUCUUACCAGCUGAGUGAAGGAGAUUCCGUUUAUGACACUCAAUCAUAUGGAAGCUCACUUUUGGCCACUCCAUCCAACUUGAAUUCUUUUGAACCAAGAAGUUCUGAGGAAAUCAAUUCUAUUUGUCUCAAAUGGGAAAAAUGUGUACAUGAGAGAGGUAGAGAGUUUUGGAGGACUUCAGAAUGUUUGAUGGAGGUGCUUUCAGCAAUAGCCCGUGGAAUUAAUAAUAAUGACGACCCAAUAUUAGGUGAUCCCCAAAGAUGUAUAAUGUGGUAUGGACAAGUUUCAGCAAUUGAUGGAUGUCCCGUCAUAAGGAUGAAAAGACCAGAUGAGGUAGUUGAAACCCAUACUUAUGUAAACAGGGCCUUAGUAUUCUUAUAUGCUAGCGAUGAAUCCUUUGAGGAGUUACAAUUGAAGCCAAGAGUGGCAUUCAAUAUGGCUUGUGGGAACCGUAGAUGUGUUCACUUGCGUCAUAUAUCUUUGGAUGACUGA
Cryptosporidium ubiquitum is the source of this 591-nucleotide messenger RNA. RefSeq lists its product as uncharacterized. The record is from RefSeq and is a predicted model, not a curated record. NCBI's taxonomy places the organism in Eukaryota, Apicomplexa, Conoidasida, Eucoccidiorida, Cryptosporidiidae. The coding region runs from base 1 to 591 and encodes 196 amino acids. The transcript has a single exon.